AUGAGGAACAGAGGACGCCUGGCCUGCAGGUUAAAGGGGACAGGACCUGAGGACACCUGGCCUGCAGUUAAAAGGGGACAGGACCUGAGGACACCUGGCCUGCAGACAGAGGCUGAAACUCAGCAGAUGAUCCAGAAGAGACGACUGAAGAUUCAGGAGAUCAAACGCUCAGUGGAGCUCAGUAAGGAAGAUGCAGACAGAGAGAUAGCAGGUGGUGUUCAGGUCUUCAGCGCUCUGAAGGAGUCUGUUGAGAGAAGCCAGGCCGAGCUCAUCGACACGAUCAAAGAGAAGCAGAGAGAGACAGAGAAACAGGCUGAAGGCUUCAUCAAAGAGCUGGAACAGGAAAUCUCUGAGCUGAAGAAGAGAAGCUCUGAGGUGGAGCAGCUCUCACGCUCUGAAGACCUCCUCCACCUCCUCCAAAGCCUCCCGUCCCUGAACGCUGCUCCACCCACCAAGGACUGGACAGAAGUCAGCGUCCGUCCACCUUCAUAUGAGGGGACUGUGAGGAGAGCUGUGAAUCAGCUGGAGGAGACGCUCAGUAAACAGAUGGAGAAGCUGCUUGAGCUGAAGAGGGUCCAGCAGUAUGCAGUGGAUGUGACACUCGAUCCUGAUACAGCACAGCCUUGGCUCAUCCUGUCUGAUGAUGGAAAACAAGUAAACUGUGGUGAUAUAAAGAAGAAUCUCCCAGACAAUCCAGAGAGAUUUGAUACUUGUACCUGUGUCUUAGUAAAGCAGAGUUUCUCUUCAGGAAGAUUUUACUACGAGGUUCAGGUUAAAGGGAAGACUGAGUGGGAUUUAGGAGUGGCCAGAGAGUCGAUCAACAGGAAGGGAGAAAUCACUCUGAGUCCUCAGAAUGGUUACUGGACGAUAUGGUUGAGGAAUGAAAAUGAGCACAAAGCUCUUGCUGACCCUUCAGUCUGUUUCUCUCUGAAGUCUCAGCCUGAGAAGGUGGGGGUGUUUGUGGAUUAUGAGGAGGGUCUGGUCUCCUUUUAUGACGUUGAUGCUGCAGCUCUUAUCUACUCCUUUACUGGCUGCUGCUUCACUGAGAAUCUCUACCCAUACUUUAGUCCUUGUCCUAACAAUGGUGGUAAAAACUCUGCCCCUCUGAUCAUCUCUCCUGUCAAUCACACUGAGUAG
Messenger RNA from Micropterus dolomieu (smallmouth bass), 1137 nucleotides. Its product is annotated as E3 ubiquitin-protein ligase TRIM21-like. The coding region runs from base 1 to 1137 and encodes 378 amino acids. NCBI's taxonomy places the organism in Eukaryota, Metazoa, Chordata, Actinopteri, Centrarchiformes, Centrarchidae. The transcript has 2 exons. Gene Ontology annotation, molecular function: protein binding. The record is from RefSeq and is a predicted model, not a curated record.